Molecule: messenger RNA, 2754 nt
Organism: Anguilla anguilla (European eel)
Lineage: Eukaryota; Metazoa; Chordata; Actinopteri; Anguilliformes; Anguillidae
Gene: gipr
Product: gastric inhibitory polypeptide receptor
Exons: 14
Coding region: 489-2087 (532 amino acids)
Biological process (GO): adenylate cyclase-modulating G protein-coupled receptor signaling pathway; cell surface receptor signaling pathway
Cellular component (GO): plasma membrane
Molecular function (GO): gastric inhibitory peptide receptor activity; peptide hormone binding; G protein-coupled peptide receptor activity
Source: RefSeq, a predicted model, not a curated record
AGUUUCCAGGUGAUCUACAAUUUUGCAUUAUUGCGUGCCGUCGGCAGUGGGGAGGGCGUGCAAGAAUAUGGGACACACAACAUCGCUCAAUUCGCAAAGUGACUGUGCGCUGUACUGGUUAGCAAGUGCUAUGCAGUGUGCAAGCGCGUUCCUGUAAACAGACUCAAUGGUUUAAAUAUUGUGUUUUUUACAUCACAUUUACAUUUACAACUUCUUCCUGUUUACAAAAAGGAGCCUUUAUUGGGUUUUGAUUGCUACAAAAAACAACAACAACAACACCAACAAAAAGGAAUCUACUUCGCUUGUCGACGGGAUACUUGGGGACAUUGCAUUCAGUCCAAGACUAUGAAUCUCCUUAUGGCCGUUGGCUGUGGGUCAGACUCCUGAGGCAUGGCCAGGGUUCGAGCCACUCGGGCCGGGCCGCUGCGGUGAUGCCACGCCUCUAGGUGGAUCCGGCCCCGCCCCCCACCCCAGUGCCCACCUCAGCAAUGUGGGCACAUCCUACCGCUGUCUUCCUCACUGUCUUCAUCCUGUGCAGAACACAGCUUACGGCCGGGAAGACCGUGAAAGACACCGUGGAGGAAUGGAGCAAAUAUCGGACUGAAUGCCUGCUGAAAAUGAGCGUGGACCCCACCCCCUCAGGGUUAUUCUGUCGCCGUAUGUUUGACAUGUACGCCUGCUGGACUGACGGACAGCCCAACACGACGGUCCGAGUUCCGUGCCCCUGGUACCUCCCCUGGCACGAUCAAGUGCGUCAUGGCUUCGUGCUCCGUGAGUGUGGGCCGGACGGGCGGUGGGCCACCAACAGCACCAGCCUCACCUGGCGGGACCACUCCCAGUGUAGCGCGGACGACAGCCAGCAAACCGCACAGGAGAACCAGAUGAUGAUCUUGGCCUACUUCAAAGUGAUGUACACUGUGGGCUAUUCCCUCUCACUCAGCAGUCUCACCCUUGCCCUUGUCAUCCUGCUGAUUUUCAGGAAGCUGAGGUGUACUCGAAAUUACAUUCACACCAACCUCUUCAUCUCCUUCAUCCUGCGAGCAAUCUCCAUCCUCACACGGGACGCCCUGCUCAGGAGGGACACCCCGGAGUUCCGGGACGACCGCGACGUGUCCAACGUGCUGAGCGAUAAGGCUCUGUCAGGUUGCCGGGUGGCCCUGGUACUCAUGCAGUACUGCGUCGGGGCCAACUACUUCUGGCUGCUGGUGGAGGGGCUGUACCUGCACAACCUCCUGGUGCUCAUGGUGUUCUCUGAGAACAGCUACUUCUCUGGGUACCUUGUCGUCGGCUGGGGGACCCCUGUCCUAUUUGUGGUCCCCUGGAUUGUGGUGCGGUACCUAUAUGAAAAUACAGGGUGCUGGGAGAUAAACGAGAACAUGGCUUACUGGUGGAUCAUCCGGUCCCCUAUUUUACUGGCCAUUUUGGUCAACUUUUUCAUAUUUAUUCGAAUUAUACAAAUCCUGGUCUCCAAAUUGAAAGCACACCAGAUGAGGUACACCGAUUACAAAUUCAGGCUGGCCAAAUCCACCCUGACCCUCAUCCCCUUGCUGGGCAUUCAUGAGGUGGUAUUUGCUGUCAUGACUGAGGAGCAGAUGGAGGGGACGCUUCGAAAUGUCUACCUCUUCUUUGAGCUCUUCUUCAACUCCUUUCAGGGGUUUUUUGUGGCCAUCCUGUACUGUUUCGUCAAUAAGGAGGUGCAGUCAGAGAUUAAGAAGAAAUGGCAGAGGUGGAGGCUGGGCAUGAGCAUUUUGGACGAGCAGCGUAACACCUGCAGCAACACGCCACAAGGGGGCGCCAGCGGCUCCCUUUGCCAGCAUGAGCCUCCCUGCCAGCCGGGCGCAGAGCACCCCGACUGCCAAACGGAGUCGCAGAAAUUCACUUCGGACCUCUCCGCACCGAGCCAGCCCCACCCUGACUCAGACCCUGACCCCCACCCCCACCCCCACCCCCACCCCGGGGCCAAGAAGGGAAAGACCUACUGCUACAUCUCUGCAUUCAAGCAGGAGCCCAACGGAAGGGAGGGGCAGCAGCAGGGCAGCAGCGGGGAGGAGAGCGCCGCCAUGCGCUACUCUGAGAGCUACUGCUGAGCAGACCACUGCGCCCAGUACAGCCACACCUGCACCCAUUACAGCCACACCAGCACUGGGACCACUGCACCCAGUACAGCCACACCUGCACCCAGUACAGCCACACCAGCACUGGGACCACUGCACCCAGUACAGCCACACCUGCACCCAGUACAGCCACACCUGCAUUGGGACCACUGCACCCAGUACAGUCACACCUGCACCCAGUACAGCCACACCUGCGCCCAGUACAGCCACACCUGCACCCAGUACAGCCACACCUGCGCCCAGUACAGCCACACCUGCACUGGGACCACUGCACCCAGUACAGCCACACCUGCACCUAGUACAGCCACUCCUGCACCCAGUACAGCCACACCUGCAUUGGGACCACUGCACCCAGUACAGUCACACCUGCACCCAGUACAGCCACACCUGCACUGGGACCACUGCACCCAGUACAGCCACACCUGCACUGGGACCACUGCACCCAGUACAGCCACACCUGCGCCCAGUACAGCCACACCUGCACUGGGACCACUGCACCCAGUACAGCCACACCUGUGCCCAGUACAGCCACACCUGCACCCAGUACAGCCACACCUGCACUGGGACCACUGCACCCAGUACAGCCACACCUGCGCCCAGUACAGCCACACCUGCACCCAGUACAGCCACACCUGCACUG